CGGCAGUGCGCUGUGUCCCUCGGACACAACGGAUCACCGAUCAACGGAAAGAGCCGAAGAUGUCGGCUCGGUCAUGUGAUCAGCUGUGUCCAUGUCCACAGUUGAUCAUAUAGGGGACAUGUACACUGAUCAUCAGGGCACUGAUGAUCAGUGUGCCCUGAUGAUCUGUGUAGCCCCAGCAGUGCCAGCUGUCAGUGCCACAUAUCAGUGCCUGCCAGUGCACAUCAAUGCCACAUAUCAGUGCCCAUCUCAGCUGCCUUUCAGUGUCACCCAUCAGUGCCAGUCAGUGCCACCUAUCAAUACCAGUCAGUGCCGCCUAUCAGUUCUGCCAGUCAGUGCCGCCUAUCAGUGCCCGUCAGUGUUGCCUAUCAGUGCCGCCUAACAAUGCCAGUCAGUGCCGCCUAUCAGUGCCGCCUAUCAGUG
Molecule: messenger RNA, 423 nt
Organism: Staurois parvus
Lineage: Eukaryota; Metazoa; Chordata; Amphibia; Anura; Ranidae
Source: the annotation of a GenBank genome assembly